GAGGCGGAAGUGACGUAAAAUUACUACGCGGCCCAUCCGAUCUCAUAGGUUUUGUUGUGUCAGUUAAAUGAGGUUAUGUCGCGAUAUUUUGCCUCUUUAAGAAAACGGAAAUAAACUCUACCACAAGGCAAGAGUGAACCUGAAACGUUAGUGACCCAGAGGAGGCCUCUGUCUGUGUCACAGUUAUGGGAGCGUUAAUAUCUCGAUGGAAGACCAAACAAACAACAGUAGAGGAGCUGGAGAAUCUGGAAAAGGAGAUUAAGAAGCUGGAGGAGUUCAGAGGCAAAAAUCAGCGAUUACAAAAACUCUGGGUCGGUCGCUUGCUUCUUUACUCGUCUGUCCUUUACCUGUUCACUUCUUUCACCGUUUACUGUCUCUACCUACCUGAUGAAUGGCUACAGAGACUAGCCAUGGCCCUGCCUUUCUUUAUAUACCCCAUACUUGUGUGGUUCAUCAGGAAGCUGCUGCUUUUCCUGUUUUCCAAACUCACUGAGAGGAACAAUGAUAAACUUGAAGAUCUGAAAGCUGCCAAGAAAAAAAUUCUGGAAGAAGUGAUGGAAACGGAGACGUACAAGACUGCCAAACUAAUCCUGGAGCGCUUUGAUCCUGAAGCUAAAAACAGACAUGGACUGGAGUCGACACCGGUGGGUCCUCAGCUAACUCCCAGACCUGGUCAAGAAAUUCGUCAAAGGGGUGUGAGUAUGAGAGCCAUGGGCUCUUUGGAUGUCACGGGAAUGACUCUGUCACCAGGUACACGGCCUCAGAUGGGACCAGUGGCUCCAGGAGGACCUCCAGAUAAAUCCACCCCCAGCACUUCUAUGAUCCAUGGAGGUGUGGAGAGGACACCCUGCACCCCGAUUAGAGGUGUAGGCACGUACUCCACUGGUCCUCCAUUACCAAGACCUAUUCUGCCCAGAGAAAGAGGAGCAGUUGACCGAGUCAUUGAGUAUCUGGUGGGAGACGGACCAGAGAGAAGAUAUGCCCUGAUCUGCCAGCAGUGUUUCUCUCAUAACGGCAUGGCCUUGAAAGAAGAAUUUGAAUAUCUUGCAUUCCGUUGCGCGUACUGUUACUUCCUGAACCCGGCCAGGAAGACUCGACCUCAGGCUCCCAGACUCCCUGAGUUCAGCUAUGAAAGGAGGCUGAGAGCGGAUCCGUGCUCUCCUGGACCGUCGCUUUGCUUCGAGACGGACAUAGAGGAGACCGCUGCCCCCAGUGGAGCUGAGGAACAUCUGGGUCAAGAUGACAGGGAGUCUGAGGAAGAGAAGGAGAACGUAGCGGUGGAGAAUCGGCAGAACGAGGAAGAGGAGGAGAAGGAGGAGGAUGAAGCAGUUAAAGAAGAAGAGAAGGAACUGGACCAGAGCCAGAAUGAAGAACCUCCAGCAACAUAGAGAGCGCUGAGAUGAACCAGAUGAAGAGCAGCCAUGGCAGAUGGCUCCCAUGGCAACACAACACUGAAGAGCAUGCUUUGUGUUGGCUGAAGUGACUCUGGUUUGGUGGUAAUGUGAUUUUAGGUUUAUUACAUGGGUGGAAAGUGAAGAUUCAGGCUGAUUAUUGAUCCUGUCAGUGAUGCUUUCUGGGAAAUCAAACCUCCAUCUUUCAUUUAGGCUAUUUGAAGAUUUACACAAUAAAAUCAUUAUAGGUUUAAAGUUGUAGAAUACUGAAGAGUUGAUGAUCCAACUGGUUCUGACCCAUCAGUUUUAAACGAUCCACACAGGAUUUGAUCUCAAACCUGUUAUGAUGCAGUUUAUCAAAACUCAUUUAGUCUAUUUAAUGAAACCUUUAGGUUUAGUGAACUGCAGUGACUCCAUGUGGAAAGUUAAGACCAUUAACAUCAAUACAUCCCCUAUUUAGGAUUAUGUUUAAGACAAAUGCAUGCCUUUGAUUUAAUUCUGCUGAAAUAACUUAUUUUCUACAUUAUUUCAUAAUAAAAUGAGCAAUAGAAUAUUUUUUUGAAUGUUUCUCGAUUUGGUUUAGGAAGGAACCUUUAGGGUCCUCUGAGGGUCAAAUGAGUUUUAUUACUGUUUUCGAGUUGACCUAAACAUAAUUUUAUAGAUAUAUCUCAAAAAAUUAGAACAUUGUCAGGAAACUGGACCUUCAUUUGAGAGACUUAAAUUCUUAUAGAUUCAUUAAACAUGGAGAGAAAUUUUUCAAGCCUUGUAAUUUUUUAUGAUUACAGAUGAAAAAUCGCUUGAGUGCAGAGUCUUGGAGUUUUAGAGUUAGAAUAUUGCAUAAGAUCAAUUAAAAAAUAUUUAAGCUUUUCUAUCAGGUCUUGACUGUGACUGAACUGGUGGACCACGUUGCUUCUUUUCUGUUUCAUACUGCUGUGUUUUGUCAUGUUGACCCAGUUCAGGCCCAGUUCAGACUGGUUGUCUCACGUCUGAGUCCAGAACCCUUUGAUAUGAAGAUGAGCUCCAAAAUGAGUCUAAUACAGCUAUUUCCUCAAACAUAUCAACUCUAAGGUGAUUGUUGAUUUCUCUCCUCAUUGGUCUUGACACAGUCGUUUGUUCCAGAGUAGAAAACACUCAAAUCCAUAUUCUGAAAGCAAUUCUCCCAAUAAUAAUCAGUUAAUCAAUUAGGGCGUCAUGGCUGCUCCUGUCUCUCUGGAAUCUUGUGGAAGCAGCAGAGUUUAUAGUCAAGCUUUCAUUUGUCAUACAAGAUUUGUAUUAUUUUUUUUCAGUUUGUCUUCAUUACAUUCUUCAAUUCUGUGUUGUUUUUUUGUCUUUUUUUUAAACACACGUCUUAAUACACAACACUGGAAGUGAAAGAGGAUGUACUUUGGAUGUACAUAUUUAGAGAAAGUUGUUGGAUUUUAGUUCAGAAACUCAGUAAAGGUGUUUUCUGAGUUGUGGAAACUAUGAAAUCGAACCUCUUUGUGCUUGAUGAACUCUCACUCAUAUUUAUCCUCCUUCAGGGGACAAUUUGCCAAAUGUUUUACUGUUUCUUUCUAUAUUGUAUUAAUUUAUUUGUGUUUUAUUUUUGUUUAUAUUUGCAGUCUGUGUUUACUGUGCUGGUACUAUCCGUUUCAAAGAGCCACUUGCCAUUGUGACUGUUUACUGCUGUUUUAAACCCAAAUCUCCCUUUUACCGUUUGUUAAACAGUUUACAGUUUAACUUCAUCAUUUAAAUGUUACUAAGACACUUCUAAGAGAUUACUUCAUGAAUUUUAGCUUCACUAUUUGCAGAAAGGCAUUGUUACUUCAUAGAUUUUUUUUUUUUUUUAAACCUGGAUAGGAAUUUCUGAAAACUUUCCAGUAUUCCUUCAUUUUACCUGCCCUCGCUGAUUGAUGAGUGAUUCACUGAAUGCUGCCAUUUGGAAAGAUCUUUUUUAGUAAAAUGCACGUUAGUAGGAGAAGCUUUCAAUUCAAGUCUAUUACUGAGUAAAUUAUUACUUUAAUAAAGUUCUUUGCUGUAUAUUUUCA
Molecule: messenger RNA, 3418 nt
Organism: Gambusia affinis (western mosquitofish)
Lineage: Eukaryota; Metazoa; Chordata; Actinopteri; Cyprinodontiformes; Poeciliidae
Gene: lnpkb
Product: lunapark, ER junction formation factor
Exons: 15
Coding region: 186-1388 (400 amino acids)
Biological process (GO): endoplasmic reticulum tubular network organization
Cellular component (GO): endoplasmic reticulum tubular network
Source: RefSeq, a predicted model, not a curated record